AACUGUAGAAGGGAACAAUUUUCAUCAGGUAUAUUACUAUCAUCUCUUUGUAAGUUCUGGCUCAGUGUCUGUCCGAUUUCAGUGUGGUGACACCAACCCGACCAAGGCAAAUUUAGUGCACAGUUUUUUGCAUAUCAACAGUUUUAUACGUUCACAGCUCUAACUCACCGGAUACUGAAAAUGACGACUACGACAAGUGCGGCGGCGGUCGCUGAAAUGAUCGAGACCGGAGUGUUUGGACCCGAAUGCCGGUUCGUGUCGUUUGAACUGGACGGACAGCACAACGGUCAAGAUCAGUUCGCGUCGUCCAUACUGUACGGUACGGUUACGGUGAGCGAUCGAGACUGCCACAACCGAAGCCAUCGUCUUGUGUUUAAGUUCAAGCACCCUGUGACCGAGGUGAGAGAGUUUCUCAAAAACGACCUGCAGUUCCACAACGAAACGCUGUUUUACGAGCGUAUCUUACCAUUCCUGUUGGAUUGCUACUCGCAGAACGACGAAGACGAGACCGCGAAUCCAACGCUUUGUCGAUACUUUUACGGGCGAAACGAUUGCGGUGACCUUUCGAACCGGGACAUGAUUGUCUUGGAAAACGAGUCGAUACGAGGAUAUAAGACGGCAGUGACCGACCAUCGUUUGUGUUUAGAUUUCGACCACUUGAUUGUGGCGAUCAGAGCUCUAGCAAAGUUUCACGGUUUGUCGUACAGAGCCAAGCACGUGGAUCGUAAGAAGUUCAUUGAUCUGGUGACCGACGUGAAAGAAACGCAGUGGAAUGCCGAGGGACGGUGGCUUAUAAUUGGCAAAGGACUCGGAGGAUUGGUUUCCGUGGCCCUGGACAAGAUAAUAGAACGUCGAGGAGACGACCGACGCGCACAACGUUUCCGGUCGGAACUGUUGGCCGACGCGUUAAACACGCUGAAACGCGUGAUGCGACCCGAUGGACCGCUGUCCGUCCUGUGCCACGGCGACUUCAACCGCAACAACCUGCUGUUCCGGUACGACGACGAUGGCCGGCCGGUGGACGCGCUGGCAUUCGACAUGGCCACCGUGCGGUACGGGUCGCCGGCGCUCGACUUGUCCUUCUUCCUGUACAUGAACACGGACCGCCAGACUCGGGACGAUCACUGGGACGCGCUGUUGGACGCGUAUUGCGAAACGCUGGCCGCUACCGCCGGCGACGUCCCGGUGCCGGAUCGCGGCCAGCUGGACGUCGAAAUGAGCGAGCACGCGUUCUACGGAUUGGCACACGUGUCGUUCUUCCUGCGCAUCAUGUUGGAGGAACAGAAACCUGUGUCGCCGAUGGAGUUCGUCGAUAUGACCGACGAAGAGGUGAGGGAUCUUCUGUUGACGUUUGGCGGCGAACGGGCCACCGAUUGGGUGGCCGACAUCGUGCAACACUAUUUGGACACGACGUUCGCCGAAAAGUGACCAUUGUCACCAACGCGCGUAUGUGGACCGAAUGACAGACACGUCGUAUUAUGGAUUUGCAGCUUCCAGUUUUCCACGCCUAUUAUAAUGUCUUUGUUCGAUCUUUAUCCCAUUAUGACAAUUUUCUAUUGUGGUAAUCAGUGCACUGGUGUUUUAUGGUAGGUAUUAUAAGAAAAUUUUAUUUUUUAUUUUAUACCGUUUCAUAUUUUUCUGUACUUGUAUGUGAAUGUUGUGAUUAAUAAUUAUAUGAUUAUACCUAUACCAUCAUAUCAUUUUAUUUUUAAUAACUAAUAAAGAAAACGAGUAAUAUUA
This is a messenger RNA of Aphis gossypii (cotton aphid), 1740 nucleotides long. RefSeq lists its product as uncharacterized. The transcript is spliced from 2 exons. The record is from RefSeq and is a predicted model, not a curated record. NCBI's taxonomy places the organism in Eukaryota, Metazoa, Arthropoda, Insecta, Hemiptera, Aphididae. The coding region runs from base 181 to 1428 and encodes 415 amino acids.